AUGUCGCUAGAGCAGGAGAUACACAAAGUCACUGGCGUACCUGUCGAGGCGUUGAGAGGUCACAGCCUCACCAAAUUUAGUAUCGAGGAGCGAAUGAGCUGGUCUGCAAAGCGCACGACCACGAUCAAGGAAGACAAAGUGUAUUGUUUGCUCGGCAUCUUUGGAGUAUUUCUGGCGCUCAUUUAUGGAGAGGGAGAGGAGUAUGCAGCUUUGCGACUCAAAGAAGAGAUACAAAAACGGCAACAAACGAGCAAGAAGGCGGAUUUGCAAGACACCUCCGCCGUACUGUCACUACCUUUUCCACGAAACGAGCGCUUCGCCGGACGAGAGAGUGAGCUUCAGUCGAUAAGACAAGCACUGAUUUCGCCUGACACCCACCAAUGGCUGACAAUAUAUGGACUUGGGGGAUGUGGGAAAUCAGCGCUUGCUCUCGAGUUUGCGUAUCGCGCAUUUGCGGAUCAAGCUAGUCGCCUAGUUUUCUGGGUGCCAGCUAUAAGUCAGGAAAGUUUUGAGCUUGCCUAUCGAGACAUUGGAACUCAGCUUCGCAUUCCAGGAAUCGAUGAUGCCAAUGCAGAUUUCAAGCGACUUGUCAGUGAUGAACUAAGUUCCGGAAAACUGGGCAAUUGGCUGAUGAUAGUCGACAAUGCGGAUGACUCGGAAGUCUUGUUGGGAAUUGGCAAAAAGGCAACCACACCAGCUCGAUUAAUCGACUAUGUUCCCCGUGGUACAGGAGGAUCUGUGCUUCUCACUACUCGCAAUAGAAAGGCAGCAACAGACCUGGCCCCAAAUAACGUCCUCGAGUUGAACGACAUGGAAAAGGUUGAAGCCAAGCAGCUUUUUGUCCGCCGAAUAAACAACCAAGCCUUGCUGAAUGAUGAGACAACUGUUGAUGCCCUUGUAGAGACUCUUACAGGCCUGCCACUGGCUAUCGUGCAAACAGCUGCUUUUAUCAACCAGAACGAAAUGCCAGUCUCUGAAUACGCAUCACUGCUUCAUGAUGCCGGCACCAAGGUCGAGCUCUUCAGCGAGCAAUUUGAAGACCCUACUAGGUCGCUAUUACCGCCGGGAGAAUCCGCUGUGCGGCAGACAAAAGCAAUUGGAACACUGACUGGAUACGCGUUUAUCACAGAGCGACGACAGAAUGUGCCAGAAUCUAGUACGGAGAAGCUUUUCGAUAUGCAUCGACUAGUACAUAUGGCGUUGAUAUGGUGGCUCGAGGGACACGGCAAGCGGGAGGAGUGGGCAGGCAUAGCAGCAGCCCGAGCUCAGGAACUUGUGCCAUAUGGCGAUCACGGAAGCAAAGAAACAUUGAGCAUGUACCUUCCACAUGCAACGUACUUGGCUGAGCUCGUUGACCUCGUAGACGACUCAAUAAGAGCUUCACUGCUAACACGAAUCGGCCAGUAUCAAGAAACCCUGGGGCUUUAUAGAUUGGCAGCGGCAGCACAACGAACAGCAUUAUCGCUGAGAAAAAAAGUGCUAUGGCCUGAGCAUCUAAAGACCUUGUAUACUAUGAGCUGCUUGGCGUCUGCCCUGAAUGGGUGGGGGAAAUACGAUGAGGUCGAAGCGAUCCGUAGGGAAGAGCUAGCGAUACGUGAAAAGGUGCAAGGGCCUGGUAAUGAAGAUACACUAGGAACUAUGGGCGAAUUGUCGUUAGUGCUGUAUGAUCAAGGCAAAUUUGACCAAGCUGAGGCGUUGAGCCAACAGACACUAGUGCAGUGCAAGAAGGUGCUAGGGCCUGAGCAUCCAAAUACACUGGCAGCCAUGAACAACUUGGCUUUGGUACUAGACAGACAAGGGAAACGCGAAGAGGCGGAGAUAUUACACAACCAAGGCAAGCAUCCAGAAUUUGGCCUCGAUGCUGUCUCGCAAGAAUCGACACACAGAGGCCGAAGCAAUGUACCAGAAAACUCCAUGAACAACAUGGCAGAAGUCCUCAAAGGACAGGGAAGAUACACCGAAGCCGAGACAAUGCACCGACAGACGUUUGAGCGACGAGAGAAUCUGCUAGGACCCGAGAAUCCAGACACGCUGGAUAGCAUGUAUAACCUAGCUGUUGUAUUGUAUCACCAGGGCAGAUAUACUGAGGCCGAAGUAAUGUACCGGCAGACGCUUGAGGGGCGAGAGAACGUACUGGGACCCGAUCAUCCGCACACAUUGACGAACCUCUCCGACCUUGCGCAGUGUCUCAUGGAACAGAGCAAAUACGCUGAAGCAGAAAAGAUGAAUCGGCAGGUGCUUGAGCGGCGAAAGAAUCUGCUGGGACCCGUGCAUGUAGACACGCUGACCAGCGUGUCCAACCUUGCGAUUUGUCUCAGGAAACAGGGGCUUAUGUCAGAAGCUUUGCCCGUGUUGCGCAGGGCAUUGACUGGAUAUACUGCGGUGCUGGGGAAAGCCCACCCAGAUACCGUGUCUUGUCGUAAGGAUUACAAUAAUCUUCUUGAGUUACAAGGGGGAGAAAGGAUCGAGGAGGGUGGACAGAGGCGUGACUGA
This is a messenger RNA of Bipolaris zeicola 26-R-13, 2493 nucleotides long. RefSeq lists its product as uncharacterized. Gene Ontology annotation, molecular function: protein binding; ADP binding. The record is from RefSeq and is a predicted model, not a curated record. The coding region runs from base 1 to 2493 and encodes 830 amino acids. The transcript is spliced from 6 exons. Lineage: Eukaryota; Fungi; Ascomycota; Dothideomycetes; Pleosporales; Pleosporaceae.